This is a messenger RNA of Populus trichocarpa (black cottonwood), 925 nucleotides long. RefSeq lists its product as uncharacterized. The transcript has a single exon. The record is from RefSeq and is a predicted model, not a curated record. NCBI's taxonomy places the organism in Eukaryota, Viridiplantae, Streptophyta, Magnoliopsida, Malpighiales, Salicaceae. Bases 91 to 696 code for a protein of 201 amino acids.
CGGGUGGCAAAAUUGAUUAAGAAAAAAAUAAUAGAAGUUGAAGAGUAGCUAACAACACAAAGCGUGUCUCUUCUUUCUUUCUCUGAAGCCAUGGGUUCCUCAGCAACUCUUAGUGACCGUGCCCAAAAUGUCCCAAAAGAAUGCGACACCUCAUUUCCGGCCACCAAAACUGCUUCUUCUCGCCGAACCGCUUCCUUUUCCUCCUCCUCAUCACUCUCAUCAUGUUCAUCUUUGCGUUUUCUUGAUGAUUCGCCCCUUAGUCCGGCCACCCCGCUUCAAUUUUCCGGUGUUCCAUUUUCUUGGGAACAUUUGCCUGGGAUUCCUAAGAAGCAAAGUUACAAGAAAAAGGACUCUACAUCAAAGGCCCUCCCAUUGCCUCCUCCUGCCGCCCCUGCAUCAAUCUCCAGAAGAAUCAAUUCCGAGGAAAUUGGAAUCCGAAAGAAACACAAUAAUGAAAGUUUUCGAAGGGAUCCCUUUUUUGCUGCAUUAGUUCAAUGUUCAAAGGAUGAUGAUGAUGAUUAUCAAGGCAGUGACUUCUGGGGUGGUGCUAAGGUAUCAAGGAGCAUUAGUGACAGGUUUGGUUUUGUAAGCCUCUACACUUCCUGUAAAAAAACUAGUGAUGUUUCUGAUUCAAUAGUAUAUCUUCCAAGAUCAAGCAGGACAUCAUAUGAUCUAAUUAGUCGCCGUUCUCGCUGAAUUUGUAUGAUCCUUCUCCAUGAUCAUGAUGAUGUUCUUCUGGACUACUAUGUGUUCAUGUUCUUAUAAGAUUAAGGUACUGCUGAAUUUACAUUUGCUUUGCUUUGCUUUCUUGGUCAUGUGAGGGCUAGUAGUGUAUGUUCUGUCCCAAAAAACAUUAGUUGUUGUAAUAUGUUAAUAUAACUUGUAAGAAUAUGAAUGGACCGGUAGCUUGCUUUGUUUUGUUUAA